Molecule: messenger RNA, 852 nt
Organism: Filobasidium floriforme
Lineage: Eukaryota; Fungi; Basidiomycota; Tremellomycetes; Filobasidiales; Filobasidiaceae
Exons: 8
Coding region: 57-626 (189 amino acids)
Biological process (GO): post-translational protein targeting to endoplasmic reticulum membrane
Cellular component (GO): TRC complex
Source: RefSeq, a predicted model, not a curated record
CCUAGCUACAUUCCACCUCUAUCCAUUGCUAAUCCACAAUCACACGAUCUUUCAAGAUGUCCACCGCCAAGCGAGCUCCCGAGUACGACCUCAAAGACGCAGCCCUCGUCGACCUGCUCGACAAACAUCAUGCCGAAUUGAGGUUUGCCAAGUUUAGUCCCGAGAUCGCGUUCAACCUCGGCCUGGCAUUAAAAGAAGCCUUCCUCGAGACUUAUGGGGACGAGUCGAUCGGCCGUUCAGCCAAACCGGGGGUCAAGAAGGGUCUCGGUGUGGUCAUCGCCAUCCGGACGUUUAAUGGGCAUGACCUUUUCAGCUGCGUAGCAGGGGAUGCGAGCGCGACCGGCCCUGACAACUGGAUCUGGGCGGGCCGGAAAGAAAAGCUGGUCAGGCAGACGGGGAAGAGCAGUUUCUUGGUCGGACGCGUUUUGGCGCUGCAGAACCGUCAACCGGAGGAUAAGGGUUAUCCGUUCCCGGAGUAUGCUUGUCAUGGAGGAGGCUUCCCGAUCUGGUUGAAGAACAAUACGGCCUGUCCGAUCGGGACGAUCUUGGUCAGCGGUCUGCCUCAGGCGGAGGAUCAUCAGCUCAUCGCCGACGUCUUGGAGGAGUUCUUGCCUACCCUCGAAUGAGCGGUCUCAUCGUGCAACAACAAAUAACUUGACUGAGUAUAGAUCGCGCGAGAUAGAUCGACGCAGAAGGAUCAGGGCUGCAAACGAGCAUGGAUAAAUAUAGAUAUAUUAUUAUUGAUGACAAUGGAUCAUGCCUGCCUGGCUCUGUCGAACUCAUCUCUCGUGGCCCUUACCCUACCGCAUACCUUAAUUUCACCUCACGGUACCCGAUAUACCAGUCAACCGA